GGCGGGAGCAGGAGAUAAGGCAGAGUCCGCAGCACCUGUCGACACCUCCUUCCCGUCCACAGUGCGAGCCGCGCCGAUGCCGAAGCAAAGCCACAUGGAGCCAGAGCCGAGCACACUGCACUUCUGCGUGAACGGCCGCGGGGUGACAGAGAGAAAUGUGGAUCCCGAGACAAUGCUGCUGCCUUACCUGAGGAGGAACCUGCGGCUCACCGGGACCAAGUACAGCUGCGGAGGCGGGGGCUGCGGCGCCUGCACGGUGAUGAUCUCGCGCUAUGACCCCAGCACCGGGCGGAUCAGGCACUACCCGGCCAGCGCCUGCCUGACGCCGCUCUGCUCACUGCACGGCGCGGCUGUCACCACCGUGGAAGGCGUGGGGAGCCCGAGGUCGCGGCUCCACCCUGUGCAGGAGAGGAUCGCCAAGAGCCACGGCACGCAGUGCGGCUUCUGCACACCCGGGAUGGUGAUGUCGCUGUACGCGCUGCUCCGCAACCACCCGCAGCCCUCCGAGGAGCAGCUGGCGGACGCCCUGGCAGGUAACCUGUGCCGCUGCACGGGGUACACACCCAUCCUCGAGGCGGGCAGGACGUUCUGCAAGACGUCUGGCUGCUGCCAAAGUAACGAAAACGGGUUUUGCUGUGUGGACCAAGGAGUAAAUGGAGCCCCAGAAACGGAGGACGGAGGGCAGACAAGUCCAGAGCUGUUCUCAGAAGAGAAGUUUGUGCCGCUGGACCCAACUCAGGAGCUGAUAUUUCCUCCCGAGCUGAUGAUGCUGGCUCAGAAGCAGCCACGGAAGCCCCGGGUGUUCACGGGCAACAGAAUGACCUGGAUCUCCCCCGUGACCCUGAAGGGCCUUCUGGAAGCCAAGUCCAAGUACCCCCAGGCCCCAGUGGUCAUGGGCAACACGUCCGUGGGGCCUGCAAUGAAAUUUAAAGGCAUCUUCCACCCAGUUAUAAUCUCUCCUGACGGAGUUGAAGAACUCAGUGUUGUAAAGCGGGAGAGCAACGGGCUGACCCUGGGUGCUGGCCUAAGCCUGGCUCAGGUGCAGGAUGUCCUGGCUGAUGUGGUCCGGCAGCUCCCAGAAGAGAAGACACAGACGUUCCGCGCUCUCCUGAAGCAGUUGCAGACUCUGGCUGGGUCGCAGAUCAGGAACAUGGCUUCUUUAGGGGGCCACAUCGUGAGCAGGCAUCUGGACUCAGAUCUGAAUCCCGUCCUGGCUGCAGGCAACUGCACCCUCAGCGUGCUGUCGGAAGAAGGAGCCCGGCAGAUCCCGCUGGACGAGCAUUUCCUCAGCAGGAGUCCCAGUGCAGACCUCAGGCCUCAGGAGGUCUUGCUGUCCGUGACCGUCCCCUACUCCCGGAAGUGGGAGUUCGUGUCUGCCUUCCGGCAAGCACAGCGGAAACGGAACGCGCUAGCCAUCGUGAACGUGGGGCUGAGGGUCUUCUUCGGAGGAGGGGACGGGGUCAUUACGGAGCUUUCCAUCCUGUACGGAGGAGUCGGCCCGGCCACCGUCUGUGCCAGGGACACCUGCCAGAAGCUCGUGGGAAGGCCCUGGACCGAGGAGACGCUGGACGAGGCCUGCAGGCUGGUCCUGGGCGAGGUCGCCAUCCCCGGCCCGGCCCCUGGCGGCAGGGUGGAGUUCCGGAGGACCCUGCUGGUCAGCUUCCUGUUCAGGUUCUACCUGCAGGUGUCCCAGAGCUUGAGCCGCAUGGACCCAGGUCACUAUCGCAGCCUGGCAGGCAAGUACGAGGGUGCGUUAGAAGAACUCCAUCUCGGACAGCACAGGAGGACUUUCGAGUACCAGAAUGUGGACCCCAAGCAGCUUCCUCAGGACCCCAUUGGCCGCCCCAUCAUGCACCUCUCGGGGGUCAAGCACGCCACUGGGGAAGCCAUCUACUGUGACGACAUGCCUGCAGUGGACCGGGAGCUCAGCUUGGCCUUCGUGACCAGCUCAAGGGCCCACGCUGCCAUCGUCUCCAUGGAUCUGUCAGAGGCGCUCAGCCUGCCGGGGGUGGUGGACAUUGUCACCGCUGAGCACCUUGGGGACGCAAACUCCUUCGACAACGAGACGUUGCUGGCGACAGACAAGGUGCUGUGUGUGGGUCACCUCGUCUGUGCCGUCAUCGCAGAGUCUGAGGCUCAGGCAAAACAAGCUGCUGAGAAAGUGAGGAUCGUCUACCAGGACCUGGAGCCGCUGAUCCUCACGAUCGAGGAAGCUAUCCAGCACGACUCCUUCUUCGAGGCGGAGAGGAAGCUGGAGAGUGGGGACCUGGAGGCGGCGUUUCAGACUGCGGAUCAGGUUCUCCGAGGCGCAGUCCAUAUGGGCGGCCAGGAGCACUUCUACAUGGAAACCCAAAGCAUGCUGGUUGUCCCCAAGGGUGAGGACCAGGAGAUGGAUGUCUACGUGUCCACACAGUUCCCCAAGUAUGUCCAGGACGUGGUGGCCUCAACCUUGAAGCUGCCUGCUAACAAGGUCAUGUGUCACGUGCGGCGCGUUGGCGGGGCGUUCGGGGGCAAGGUAAUGAAGACCAGCAUCCUGGCAGCUGUGACGGCCUUCGCCGCCCACAAACACGGCCGUGCCGUCCGCUGCAUCCUGGAACGAGGAGAGGACAUGCUGAUCACCGGGGGCCGCCACCCGUACCUGGGGAAGUACAAGGUGGGGUUCCUCAAAGACGGCCGGAUUGUGGCCCUGGACAUGGAGCAUUACAGCAACGCAGGCAGCUCCCAGGACGAGUCCCUGUUAGUGGUGGAGAUGGGGCUUCUGAAGAUGGAGAACGCAUACAAGUUCCCCAACCUGCGCUGCCGCGGCCGCGCCUGCAGAACCAACCUCCCGUCCAACACAGCCCUGCGCGGCUUCGGCUUCCCGCAGGCCGGGCUCAUCACGGAGGCCUGCAUCACGGAGGUGGCAGCCAAGUGCGGCUUGUCCCCGGAGGAGGUGCGAGAGGUGAAUAUGUACCAGGGAACCGACCGGACACCCUACGGACAAGAGAUCCACACCGAGGGCCUGGCCCGCUGCUGGAGUGAAUGCAAGGCCAAGGCCGCCUUCUCCCUGCGGCGGGCGGCUGUGGACAGGUUCAACACGGACAAUCCCUGGAAGAAGCGAGGGCUGGCCAUGGUCCCCCUGAAGUUCCCAGUGGGCUUCGGCAGCGUCGCCUUGGGCCAGGCCUCCGCCCUGGUCCACGUUUAUCUGGACGGCUCUGUGCUGGUCACCCACGGUGGGAUUGAAAUGGGGCAAGGCGUCCACACGAAAAUGAUCCAGGUGGUGAGCCGGGAACUGAAGAUGCCAAUGGCGAACAUCCACCUGCGCGGGACAAGCACAGAAACCGUUCCGAAUGCCAACGUCUCCGGAGCCUCCGUGGUAGCCGAUCUCAAUGGGCUGGCGGUAAAGAACGCCUGUCAAACUCUUCUAAAACGCCUUGAACCCAUCAUCAGCAAGAAUCCCCAGGGGACGUGGAAGGAUUGGGCGCAGGCUGCUUUCGACCAGAGCAUCAGCCUUUCGGCUAUUGGAUACUUCAGGGGCUACGAGUCGAACAUCGACUGGGAGAAGGGCGAAGGCCACCCCUUUGAAUACUUCGUGUACGGAGCGGCCUGCUCCGAGGUGGAGAUCGACUGCCUGACCGGGAACCACAAGAACAUCAGGACAGACAUCGUCAUGGAUGUGGGCCACAGCAUCAACCCAGCCCUCGACCGAGGCCAGGUGGAAGGCGCCUUCGUCCAAGGCAUGGGGCUGUACACCUCGGAGGAGCUGAAGUACGCCCCCCAGGGCGCGCUGCACACGCGGGGCCCUGACCAGUACAAGAUCCCCGCCAUCUGCGACCUCCCGGCCGAGCUGCACAUCUCCUUUCUGCCUCCAUCCGAAAAAUCCAAUACCCUGUACUCGUCCAAGGGCCUGGGGGAGUCCGGGGUGUUCCUGGGGUGCUCUGUGCUCUUCGCCAUCUGGGACGCAGUGAGCGCCGCGAGGCGGGAGAGAGGACUGCCUGGGACCCUGGCGCUCAGCAGCCCGCUGACCCCGGAGAAGAUCAGGAUGGCCUGCGAGGACAGGUUCACCAGGAUGAUUCCAAGAGAUGUUCCUGGGUCCUAUGUUCCUUGGGAUGUUCUCGUAUGAAUCACACGCAAACCUCUGGAGGAGUGGGUGGCUCUUCCCACCGCAGCCCGCCAACCACCAUCUCCUCAGGUGGCUGCACACCGCUCAGAGAUCCUCCCAAGCACCGCUGCCUGCACGGGAGCUGGUUCAGAUGGAAAGGUAGACAGAUAGGUGAUAGAGUGAUAGAGUAUAGACAGAUAGGUGAUAGAGUAAUAGAGUAUAGACAGAUAGGUGAUAGAGUGAUAGAGUAUAGACAGGUGAUAGAGUAAUACAGUAUAGACAGAUAGGUGAUAGAGUAAUACAGUAUAGACAAAUAGGUGAUAGAGUAUACAUAGAUUGAUUAUAGAUGAUAGAACAUAGAUAAUAGAUGAGAUUGAUAAAUAGGCAUAAGCAAUUUAUAAAGCGCACUUAAAUGGUAUGAAUAUUAACUGUUUCCCUCGAGGGUGGAAUUCUCCAUUGCUGUGUCCCUUGGACUGGAAUACAUGAUGAUUUUUAUGUGAUUUGUAUCUGGCUUGUACUCACCAACAGAAAUUAUACUGUCUCCUGGAA
Molecule: messenger RNA, 4630 nt
Organism: Chinchilla lanigera (long-tailed chinchilla)
Lineage: Eukaryota; Metazoa; Chordata; Mammalia; Rodentia; Chinchillidae
Gene: Aox1
Product: aldehyde oxidase 1
Exons: 35
Coding region: 77-4102 (1341 amino acids)
Molecular function (GO): FAD binding; NAD binding; 2 iron, 2 sulfur cluster binding
Source: RefSeq, a predicted model, not a curated record